Solanum stenotomum is the source of this 4176-nucleotide messenger RNA. RefSeq lists its product as uncharacterized. The transcript is spliced from 9 exons. Gene Ontology annotation, cellular component: chromosome. The record is from RefSeq and is a predicted model, not a curated record. Lineage: Eukaryota; Viridiplantae; Streptophyta; Magnoliopsida; Solanales; Solanaceae. Gene Ontology annotation, biological process: DNA topological change. Bases 292 to 3819 code for a protein of 1175 amino acids. Gene Ontology annotation, molecular function: DNA topoisomerase type I (single strand cut, ATP-independent) activity; DNA binding.
ACUGCUAAACCCUCUCAUCCUCUUUUCUUGUUUCUUAACCAAAAACCCCUUCACAGUUCACAAACUGCCUCCUUCUUCCCUACCCCCCACCCCACCCCCAUAAGGUUGCAGUCCACAUAAAGGUCUCUCAUUUAUGUUGUUAUUAAUCUUUUUCUUGAAAUUAGUUCUAAAGUUCAAGAAUCAGCAAUCAAGAAUGCUAUUUAUGAUGUUUUAAAUUGUUAUUUGAGUUCCAAAUUCAUGGUUUGGCUCUUUCCAUUAUCUUGUCUCCAGUUAUAGCUUCUUGGGUUUUGAAUGGCAUUGGUUCAGCAGCUAUUGACUACCGCCUCUACUAGCUGCCGCUCUAUCAUGUUGCAGAACAGGACACUACAUAAUUAUCAGGCAAAUUGCUUGCAAUGUUCAACAUUCGCAACUGUUGACAGCUUUGAGAAAAUGUCCCGUAAAGCCAGGAUAUGUUGUGGGAUUAGAGCCAGGCAACCAAGGAAUUUAAGAGUCGUGUCUCAACAGAAAAUUCAUCCUCUCAGAAGCCAUACAAAUGAGCCAGGAUCUUCUUCUGCAUUUAGUAUCCUUCAGCUAUCGAAGGAGGGAUUUCCAAGUACGCCAAUGUCUAUUAUCUUCAGUUUCAGGCCAUUCGGAGGAAUAGGUUCACGGUCAUAUAACACAAAUGGAAAAAUGCAUUUUUCCCGUGAUGCAAGAGCAAUAGCAGAUAGAGGCUCUGGUGGAGCAAAAGUUUUUAGUGAUGGAAAUAAAACAUUCUUUAAAAAUUUAAAGAAUCACUCAGAGCGGUCAAAUGAAUUGGUGGCUGUUCAUAGAAGAAAUGCUAUGUCGGACAAGGUGACUGAAAAGGGCACUCCAAACUCUAAAGUAUCAGCUAGUAAGAAUGUUGAUCUGGUCAUUUCCAAGGACACCCCUGUAAAGAUUGAUGACAAGGAUGUCAACCUGGACAUUUCAGGUAUACCUCUUGGUAAUAAUGGGAAACCAACAUCCACGGGGAACGAGAAAGCAAAGAAGCAGUCAAGAAGCAAAAAGAAUAAAAAUGUUGCUUCUGCUACAGUAGAUCAGCCAAAAGCUUCUAAGACUCCCCGAGCAAAGAAGUCUAGCCCUGUUAAAGAUGAGGAAUCUCCAGCAGUAUCAGAGAUUAGUUCGCCCGUUCAUUCUUCCACAGUAGAGCCUGCUGAUAAUGUCUCAAUGAAGGUUGACUUGGCCCAAGUGAAAAGAACCUCUCCCAGGAAAAGGAAAUCCACCAAGGGGAGCAAUUCUCUUGCAGAACUGAAUGGGGCAACUGUAUUGCCAUCUGAUAGUAAGUUAGUACCAGACAAGAGUUCAGAUGUGAGCAGCAAAAGUAAGCCCCCGGGACAAAAAAAAUGGCCAAAACUAUAUCCUCCAACAGCAAAGUCUGUACUGGUGGUGGAGUCUGUCACAAAGGCGAGAGUUAUUCAAGGGUACCUCGGUGACUUGUUUGAAGUCCUGCCCAGUUAUGGUCAUGUCAGGGACUUGGCUGCAAGGUCUGGAUCUGUCCGGCCAGAUGAUGACUUCAGCAUGGUAUGGGAGGUCCCUUCUGCUGCCUGGACUCAUCUCAAAAGCAUAAAGGUUGCGCUAAGUGGAGCCCAGAAUCUUAUUCUUGCAUCAGAUCCUGAUCGUGAAGGAGAGGCUAUUUCUUGGCACAUUAUAGAGAUGUUACAGCAACAGGAUGCCCUACGUGAUGAUAUUAAUGUGACAAGGGUUGUUUUCAAUGAAAUUACUGAAUCAUCCAUCAAAGCUUCCCUCCAGUCUCCAAGGGAGAUUGACGCAAAUUUAGUGCAUGCUUAUCUUGCAAGGCGUGCUCUUGAUUACCUGAUUGGGUUCAACAUUUCUCCACUUCUGUGGAGGAAAUUACCUGGUUGUCAAUCUGCUGGUCGGGUUCAGUCUGCUGCCCUAUCACUUAUAUGUGACAGAGAAAUGGAAAUUGAUGGAUUCAAACCACAGGAGUAUUGGACAGUCCUGGUUGAAUUUAAGAAGAACAAAAACCUAGAUUUAGCCAAUAACUUUUUGUCAUCCCACUUGACCCAUUUUGAUACCAAGAAAUUAAGUCAGUUCUCUGUUAGCUCUCAUACCGAAGCAAUGGAAAUUGAAGAGAAGAUAAAUUCAUCAAACUUUGAAGUUCUUAGCUCUAAGAUAACCAAAAAGCAGAGAAACCCCUCUCCUCCUUAUAUAACAUCAACACUUCAGCAAGAUGCCGCAAACAAAUUGGACUUUUCAUCAACAUAUACGAUGAAACUUGCACAAAAGCUCUAUGAGGGAAUCCAGUUAUCUGAUGGCAAGUCAACAGGAUUGAUAACUUACAUCAGAACAGAUGGAUUGCACAUUUCAGAUGAAGCUACCAAGGACAUUCAAUCCUAUAUCAGUGAAAGGUAUGGACAGAAUUUUGCAUCAAAGAAUGGUCGCAAAUACUUCAAGAAGGUGAAGAAUGCUCAAGAGGCCCAUGAAGCUAUUAGACCCACUGAUAUCCGAAGGCUACCCUCAAAGCUUGUUGGGGUGCUGGAUGAUGAUGCACUUAAGCUAUACAAACUUAUAUGGUCCCGUACCAUGGCAUGCCAGAUGGAACCUGCUACCAUCGAGCAGAUACAAGUUGAUAUUGGGAAACCUGACCAAUCCAUAAUCUUCCGUUCAUCAAGCUCAAAAGUACAGUUUCCCGGGUACCAAGCUGUCUACGAGGAUGUAGAAACUAACUCAACGAGAGAUAAUGAGAAUGGGAGGGAUGAUCGUUCUGAAGUAUUUGAGGCUCUUAGGAAUUUAACCGCUGGGGAUCCAAUUUAUUUGGGUAAAGUGAAACUUGAGCAACACCAGACUCAGCCUCCACCACGAUACUCUGAGGGGUCUUUGGUCAAAAAGCUGGAGGAGCUUGGCAUUGGAAGACCUUCUACUUAUGCAGCCACAAUAAAAGUGUUAAAGGACAGGAAUUAUGUCAUUGCCAAAGGCAGAACACUGUAUCCUGAAUUUCGUGGGCGUAUGGUAUCGGCAUUUCUCUCUCAUUACUUUACUGAAGUAACAGAUUAUAGCUUCACUGCCGAUAUGGAGACGGAACUUGAUAAUGUCUCUGCUGGUUUGACUGAAUGGAAGGGCCUUUUGAGAGAUUACUGGACUAGAUUUAGCAAGUAUUGUGAACAUACUGGUAAUGUGCACAUUCAUCAGGUGGAGAAGAUGUUGGAGAAAACAUUUGGUGAUUUUCUGUUUGCAUCUCUUCCUAAUGAAAGCAGGACAUGCCCAAGCUGUCUUCAGGGAACUUUAAUCUUCAAAGUGAGCAGGUUUGGUGCAGGCUACUUUAUAGGUUGUGACCAACACCCAAAAUGCAAGUAUAUUGCCAAGACAUUAUAUGGUGAAGAGGAUGAAGAUAUCACCUCUGAAGACACUAAAAGAAAUGUAGAGCCGCCGAAAUUGCUGGGUGUCCAUCCUUCUUCAAAUGAGAAGAUUCUUAUGAAGAAUGGUCCAUAUGGAUACUAUGUUCAGCUUGGAGAAGACAAGAAAGGAUACGUUCCCAAGCGGGCUUCGCUUUCACAGGUGAAGGAUGUCAGUUCUGUUACCUUGGAAGAUGCCCUGGAGUUGCUACGUUACCCUGUAACAUUGGGAAACCACCCCGAUGAUGGCCAGCCGGUUGUUUUAAAACUUGCAAAGUUCGGAUUUACAAUCAGACAUAGGCGAACAAUUGCUCCAGUACCCAAGAACUUAAAGCCCAAAGACAUAACCAUGGAAAAAGCUUUGAAGCUUUUGCUAAGUAAAGAUGUAAGGCGAUGUGGUCGACCUAAGCGCCAGCCACAGGUGGAAGAGGCCGUUGAGGCAACAUAACAUCACACUUGUUAGCAGAUUAAUGUACCAUAGAGGUCAUUCUUUGAUGAAGGCCCUCCUCAGGCUGUUUUUUAUAGGAGGAAUAGUGGAAUACGAAGCAUAUUUACCCCUACACGGGCUUGGAUACUGUCCAAGUAUGAAGAGUUGUAUAUCUUGAGUGGCAAAGACAAUUUUGUUAGUAGAAAUUCCAUUUCUGUAAUCUCUCUUAAAAUCUUUGUAAUAGCAUUAGGCAAUUACUUGGCCAUCCAAAUGGUCUGUUUAAUUCUCCUUUUUUUCUGCCUUGCUAAGAUGUAAAGAGAGUGAAGGCAUUUUCAUUGGCAGUUAAAAGCCUCAAUUUGCUGAACAGUGACAUCCUUU